Staurois parvus is the source of this 579-nucleotide messenger RNA. NCBI's taxonomy places the organism in Eukaryota, Metazoa, Chordata, Amphibia, Anura, Ranidae. The record is from the annotation of a GenBank genome assembly.
UCAAAAUUCCCCAUAGGUGUUCGAUUGGGUUCAGAUCAGGAGACAUACUUGGCCACUGAAUCACUUUCAUCCUGUUCUUCUUCGUCAGAAAUGCAACAGUGGCCUUCGAUGUGUGUUUUGGAUUAUUGUCAUGUUGGGAAAGUUCAUGACAACCAAGGGCACGGAGUGAUGGUAGCAUCUUUUCUUUCAAUAUCAGCACUCAUGCAGCCCCACAGAAGGACACUGCCACCAUCAUGUUUCACUGUAGGGGCCAUGCAUUUUUCUUUACACUACACACCAUUGCGACGCCAUACAGUUUUGAGGCCAUCAGUUCCAACAACAUUUUUGGUCCCAUCACUCGAGUAUAGAAGUCCCAGUAGUCUUCUUCUUUUUCAGCAUGGGCCCUGGCAAAUUUUAGGUGGUCUUUUUUGUGCAUGGGCUUUUGGAGAAGCUUCUUUCAUGGACAACACGCAUGCAUGUCAUUCCACUGCAGUAUACACCGUAUUGUGUCAUGGGAAACAAUCACCCCAGUUUGGCUUUCUAUUUCUUUAGCUACCUGCAGUGAACUUGCAUGUCGAUUUUCUUCAACCCCUCUCAUCA